ACUUCCGCUUCGAACGAAAACAGCAAAAUCAUAAGCCGGUUCACAAUACUUAAUUUACAACAUGUCAAGAGGAAGCAGCGCUGGAUUUGACCGUCAUAUAACUAUAUUUUCGCCCGAAGGAAGACUGUAUCAAGUCGAGUAUGCCUUCAAAGCAGUGAAUCAGGGAGGGUUGACUUCAGUUGCAGUGCGAGGCAAAGACAGUGCAGUUGUUGUCACACAAAAAAAAGUCCCUGACAAGCUGCUUGAUGCUAGCACAGUAACCCACCUGUUUAGGCUGACAGAGGACAUAGGCUGUGUCAUGACUGGCAUGAUUGCUGACAGUAGAUCUCAGGUACAGAGAGCUAGAUAUGAAGCCGCCAAGUGGAAGUACACAUAUGGCUACGAAAUUCCCAUGGACAUGCUGUGUAAACGUAUAGCAGAUGUUUCCCAGGUCUACACACAGAGCGCAGAAAUGAGGCCUCUAGGAUGCAGUAUGAUAUUGAUAGCAUAUGACCAAGAGAAUGGUCCCCAGCUGUACAAAACUGACCCUGCCGGCUAUUUCUGUGGGUACAAGGCGUGUAGUGCUGGUGUGAAACAGCUAGAGGCCAACAGUUUCCUUGAGAAGAAGAUCAAGAAGAAGCAAGAGUUCACACACAAUGAGGCUACUGAGAUCGCUAUCACCUGCCUUUCCAAUGUAUUAUCGGCUGACUUCAAGUCAUCAGAAAUUGAAGUGGGAGUUGUAACCAAGGACAAUCCUCACUUUAAGAUUCUAACAGAGGAAGAGAUUGAUGUUCAUCUUGUGGCGAUUGCAGAGAAGGAUUGAUCAAGUCUCCUACCUGGACCAUAUAUCAUAUCGACAUUCAUCUCCACUGAUGUGAAGGUGGACUUUUGUCGCAGUGGAAACAUCAGUCCAUGCAAACUUGUUAAAACCUACGAACAUCUUUCAACUCAGAUUUAUGUGUGUUUAUGGAUGAUCAAUAAAUAAUAGAUGAACAUUUGUGAAAAUGUUAAAAAAUCAAGUCAAAUCUGACUUAAACAAGAAAAGUGCUUCACUGUUUGUGGUUUAAAAUAUAUGAUAAUUGUAUACUUAUUAAAUGAAUCUGUGAAAUGUA
Messenger RNA from Mya arenaria, 1091 nucleotides. Its product is annotated as proteasome subunit alpha type-6-like. Gene Ontology annotation, cellular component: cytosol; nucleus; proteasome core complex, alpha-subunit complex. Gene Ontology annotation, biological process: ubiquitin-dependent protein catabolic process. The record is from RefSeq and is a predicted model, not a curated record. The transcript is spliced from 7 exons. NCBI's taxonomy places the organism in Eukaryota, Metazoa, Mollusca, Bivalvia, Myida, Myidae. The coding region runs from base 62 to 802 and encodes 246 amino acids.